AUGCAGCAAGACGAGCUCGCCGCGCUCUUCCAGCAGAGCCUCAAUUUCCAGACGCCCGCCGUACAGGAGCAGGUUCCUGAGGUGCAGCAAGAGCAAGGACAGAACAUAGAAAUAGAGCAACAGCAGCAGCAGCAGUAUCGCCCCGCCCCCAUCAUCUACGCCAGCACCCACUACACGCCCAACACUUCGCACCUCCUCUCGCGCCCGGCCUCGGCGCCAAACCUCAACUCCCCAGCCGCCACCAACAUCGAACCCGCCACCACCUCUCCUUCGGUCCUCGUGCCCCCUUCCUCCCGCACCAACCCGCAGCUCAUGGCCAUCUUCGCCCGCCACGACAUCGACAUGGCCGACCUCUCGCCGGGCCAGCUCGAGCUCUUCACCGGCGCCGACGCCGACCAGCAGCUGCGCCUGCUCGAGUUGUGGCGCAUCACCCUGCGCGGCGCCGCCGCCGAGGACGGCGUGUGGACGUCGGCGACGAGCCUCGAGAUGGAGGAGCGCCUGGCCCGCGAGCGCUACGAGCGCCUGCAGCAGCACUCGUCGUCUCAGCAGCAACCAGCCACCCGCCCGAUCCGGCUCGACACGGAGAUGGAGAUGAUGACGGACGACGAGGGCACCGCCAGCGCCUCGGCCAGCCCCACCAGCACCCUCGCCAGCCCCCGCAUGAUGGGCAUCAACCAGCUCGCCGGCGCCGAGCCCUACAUGCUGUCCGGCUACGAGCAGCUGGCCAAGCGUGACUACGAGAUGCAACAGCAACAGCAGCAGCAGCAGCAACACGGUCCCCGCAGGCAGGGGAUGGUGUACGGGUACAGCGGCGCGACGGACCCUGUGUACAAGGCUGCGGUGGAGAACCAGUACGGCGCGUUCCAGGCCAUGAGGGAGUACGGCUAUGAGAGUACUUCUGGACCCGCUGGUGGUUGGCAUGAUGACGAGAUGGUUAUGUAA
Lasiodiplodia theobromae is the source of this 942-nucleotide messenger RNA. RefSeq lists its product as uncharacterized. The record is from RefSeq and is a predicted model, not a curated record. The coding region runs from base 1 to 942 and encodes 313 amino acids. Lineage: Eukaryota; Fungi; Ascomycota; Dothideomycetes; Botryosphaeriales; Botryosphaeriaceae. The transcript has a single exon.